UAUGAAUGAAGUAUUCAAAGCACAUAAACGUUUAGUAGCUCCACUGAUAGAUUAGAUUAUUAGAAAAUCAAUCUUAACACGUUGUCUUAUGUUUUGAAUCCCCGCUACAUUAAUGUGGGCCGAACUUGCCAAGAAUGGUUAGUAUUAACACUAAUGAUUUGAAAGUUCAAAACAACAAUACAAAUACCACGACCAUGACCCACAGAGUGAAGCUGUGGAGCAGAGAGAAGUAGCAUCACGUUAUCCACUUCCCCUCCAUAAAAAAUCACAAACAUCUCAUAUCUGUUCGAUCUAUAUCCAAUCUCAACUCUUUCUCCAGACUCCGUACAUUAACCAAAACUUCUUUUUAUUCGUAAUGAACCUGAAGUUAUUCCAGAUAUAGCAAACUACAGGAUGAUGAUAAACCUCUCAUCUUCUCCGCCUGUUGCUGCGUCUUUUUCUUCUAAUUUAUUACUCGCCAGAUUAACAAAUUCAAAGGCACCCACUUCACAAUACCAUACAAGAAACAAAGCCCAGAUUUCAAAAUCAUCACUUCACUGCUCAUUUUCUUCUUUACGCUUCUUCAAGAAUCAAUUCCCUCGUGGUAGGAGGGGAAAUUACAAGCAUAACGCCAUAUCAGGAUUGGAUUUCAGCGCGUUUCAGGAUGCACAGUCAGUUCUUGAGGCAGCUGGAGUAUUGACCGCCAUCAUCAUAGUCCAUGAGAGUGGCCACUUUUUGGCAGCUUAUCUACAGGGCAUUCAUGUAAGUAAGUUUGCGGUUGGGUUCGGUCCAAUUUUAGCCAGAUUCAAUUCCAAGAAUGUGGAGUAUUCAAUUAGAGCAUUUCCUUUAGGUGGGUUUGUUGGAUUUCCUGAUAAUGACCCGGACAGCGGUAUUCCAUCAGAUGAUAGGAAUCUGCUAAAAAAUAGACCUGUUAUGGAUAGAAUGUUGGUUAUUUCAGCCGGUGUGAUUGCUAAUAUAGUGUUUGCUUAUGUUAUAAUCUUUACCCAAAUUAUAUCAGUUGGAUUGCCUGUUCAAGAGGCCUUCCCUGGUGUGCUUGUUCCAGAUGUUAAGCCAUUUUCAGCUGCUAGCCGAGAUGGUAUAGCCCCUGGUGACGUCAUUCUAGGUGUUAAUGGAGUUGAUUUCAGCCAAACGGGACCUAAUUUGGUUUCUGAGGUUGUGGAUGUAAUUAAGAAAAGCCCUACUAGAAAUGUGUUGCUGAAGAUAGGGAGAGGAGAGGAAAGGAUGGACAUCAAUGUCACUCCGGAUAUGAAUUCGGAUGGUACGGGUCGCAUCGGGGUCCAAUUAACGCCCAACUAUAAGGUUUCAAAAGUUAGCCCGAAGAAUAUAUUCGAAGUAUUUGGAUUCACGGGAAGUGAAUUUUGGGGACUUGCUGCUAAUGUGGUGGGCGGUUUGAAACAGACCUUUUUAAACUUUUCUCAGUCUGCAAGUAAGGUUUCGGGCCCUGUUGCGAUUAUAGCUGUUGGUGCUGAGGUGGCAAAGUCAAAUGUUGAUGGUCUAUAUCAAUUUGCUGCAAUUUUGAACCUUAACCUUGCUGUGAUAAAUAUUCUUCCUUUGCCUGCUCUUGAUGGGGGUUCACUGGCUUUGUUACUCAUAGAAGCGGGUAGAGGUGGGCGGAAGCUUCCGAUUGAAGUUGAGCAACGUAUUAUGUCAUCCGGAGUGAUGGUAGUCCUAGUUCUUGGAGUUUUCCUUCUUGUGCGAGACACACUCAAUCUUGACUUCAUGAAAGAUUUAUUGUAAUGGUUUGGAAAAGUGUUCAAAUGCAGAUAUCCCAAGGAAAUCAUGUUACGGCCUCCUACCUCCGAGACCUCAAUAUAUAGAACUUUUGAUGGAAAAUAUGGAAACAACGGCAAGUGAAACAUCACACAGUUUUUCAUUAUCAUCAGUUUGAUGCAUCUCCAGGUGAGCAAACUGACCCCGCCUUUCUUCAGACACACAUUGACACGUGACGACGACUUGUAGUAACCUUAAUUUUUUGAGAAUUAAUUCUCAUUCAUGUACCCCUUAACAAGCCACUUCAUGUCUAUUAAACUCUUUCUGACAAUCUAAUAUCACCAAUGGUAAAUUGUUAAAGGUCCUUAAGUUAUUUCUUUUUUUAUAUAAUGUGGGCGUCCGGACUAGUUUUGACUCCCAUAAUUGCCCUCUAGAGGGGGUUCCGAACCAGUGACCGGAAAGAAUUGAUCCCGAGAAGGUUGGUCCCGAAGUUCUUAAACAGGUCAUGUGCUUGUGAAUUAUAUGGUAUCAUUGCUAUGUUAUGUUCGUUGUUGCUGUUUCUCUCUAUAUAAUUAAUUCAUGGGUUGUAAUUCUCUUUUUUAUGGAGAGACUUUAAAGGCAUGGAUUCUGUUUCUUUUACCUGGUUAUAAAAACAUUCAACACUCG
Messenger RNA from Cuscuta europaea, 2376 nucleotides. The record is from the annotation of a GenBank genome assembly. Lineage: Eukaryota; Viridiplantae; Streptophyta; Magnoliopsida; Solanales; Convolvulaceae.